GUACUUCGUCCGGCAGCACUGGGCUCUUGUUCCCGCGUUCCGGGCUCGGCGCUCCGGGCUUCCCAAGGCUGGGCCCGGGACGCGGCUGCCGCCAUGGCGCAGCUGGAGGGUUAUUACUUCUCGGCCGCCCUGAGCUGCACCUUUCUGGUGUCCUGCCUGCUCUUCUCGGCCUUCAGCCGCGCUCUGCGUGAGCCUUACAUGGAUGAGAUCUUCCACCUGCCGCAGGCGCAGCGUUACUGUGAGGGCCGCUUCUCCCUGUCACAGUGGGAUCCUAUGAUUACUACGUUACCUGGCCUGUACCUGGUGUCAGUUGGAGUGGUCAAACCUGCCAACUGGAUCCUUGGAUGGUCCGAGCAUGUCGUGUGCUCCAUCGGAAUGCUCAGAUUUGUCAAUCUUCUCUUCAGUGUUGGCAACUUCUAUGUACUGUAUCUGCUUUUCAGGAAGGUACAACCCAGAAACAAGGCUUCUUCAAGUAUCCAGAGAAUCUUGUCAACAUUAACCCUAGCAGUAUUUCCAACCCUCUAUUUUUUUAACUUUCUUUACUAUACAGAAGCUGGGUCUGUAUUCUUCACUCUUUUUGCUUAUUUGAUGUGUCUUUAUGGCAACCAUAGGACUUCGGCCUUGCUUGGAUUUUGUGGCUUCAUGUUUCGUCAGACCAACAUCAUCUGGGCUGCCUUCUGUGCAGGACACAUCAUUGCACAGAAGUGCAGUGAAGCCUGGAAAACUGAACUACAGAAGAAGAAGGAAGAGAGGCUUCCCCCUGUUAAGGGACCACUCUCGGAACUCAGAAGAGUUCUGCAGUUUCUGCUGGUAUAUUCCAUGUCCUUUAAGAACCUGAGUAUGCUUUUCCUUUUGACCUGGCCCUAUAUGCUUCUGCUCUUGGCAUUUCUCACGUUUGUGGUAGUUAAUGGUGGGAUUGUUGUUGGCGACCGGAGUAGUCACGAGGCCUGUCUCCAUUUCCCUCAGUUGUUCUAUUUUUUCUCCUUUACUGCUUUCUUCUCUUUCCCUCACCUACUCUCUCCGACCAAAGUCAAGACUUUUCUUAGCUUAGUUUGGAAACGUAGAGUUCAGUUCUCUGUGAUUGCGUUAGUCUUGGUAUUUCUGGUUUGGAAAUUCACUUAUGUCCAUAAGUAUUUACUGGCAGACAAUAGGCAUUACACAUUUUAUGUGUGGAAAAGAGUAUUUCAGAGACAUGAAGUUGUCAAAUAUUUAUUAGUCCCAGCCUACAUUUUUGCUGGUUGGGCUGUAGCUGACUCUUUAAAAUCAAAGUCAAUUUUCUGGAAUUUAAUGUUUUUUGUAUGCUUGGUUGCUUCUACAGUUCCUCAGAAACUACUAGAAUUCCGUUACUUCAUCUUGCCAUACAUUAUUUAUAGGCUUAACAUACCUCUGCCACCCAUAUCUAGACUUAUUUGUGAACUGGGUUGGUAUACAAUUGUUAAUCUUCUAACUUUUUAUAUCUUUCUGAACAAGACUUUUCAGUGGCCAGAUAGUCAGGACAUCCAAAGGUUUAUGUGGUAGUGGCAGGAGUAUUUUGAACUUUAAAAGACUAUUUCUACAACAAAUAACUGGGUAAAUAGAAGUGGAAUUUCUUUUAAGUAAAUUCAAGGAAACGAAAAGAAUUAAGUUUGAGACUAGCCUAAAAACUGGAUAAUAUGAAUAAAGUUGCUUGCAGUUGUCUUGACAAUCUUUUCAGAGGUUUGGGGGAACUUUUCUGUGUGUGUGCAUAUGUUUAGGGGACUGGGUAAGCUCUGUAGCACUAAAAUCUAUCCAACCUUCUUUUGUAAAGAACAGCAAAGAAUUUGAACUGUUUACAAAUAAAUGACCCAGCAGUAUUCCUGAGUAAAAUUGCCAGAUAUUGUAAUAAAUAUAGCUCCGAUCUUAGAAUAGAUGUACAGACAUAACAGAUCAUGAACUAGAGGCUUUGGGAUGUCUGAGGAACAGGUAUUUUCAUUUAGGGUACAGGAAUGAUGAAGCUGUUUGAACUAAUUCCUUGUUUGAAGUUUAUGCAGGCCAAAGAUAAAGUGCAUUGAUUAUAAGACUUUUCAUAGAUAAUCUUUCUGAAAUACUGCUCUGUUAUCCAGGGCUCCUGCACAAAACCAACCACAAACCUUGUGGCUUCUAAGUUUUUCCUCACAUUUGUAUUGGCAGUACCUAAGCUCAAGUGUUGGCAGAGCUCUUUCCUUCAGGAGAUGAAAACCCAUUGUCCCUGUUCAGAUCACUGAGCAGCUACUUAGAAGGGCCUUACUCUUGGACAGGUCCCUCCAGUCAUCUGUGUCUUCAUAGGACUGUCUACACUGGCUUUUUGUGCAGUUAAUGCCAUUGGGUUUAGGGAGCCUCUGAUUCAGGAUGACAUUACCUGGAGACCCUUGAUCAUAUCUGGAAAAUGUUUAAGGUCCAUUCAUAGGACCCACAUCAUUUUGAUGUGUGUGUGAUAAGAUAUACUUGAUGAGAGAGGCAAAAAAAAAAGGCAAAUGGCUGAGGUCAUAUAGUUUACAUGUGUCCCUAUUAUGCAAACAAACCAGAAGAACUCAGAUGUGAGAGAAGUCAUUGGUUUAGUUUCAUUUUAUAAUUUAGUGAGCACCACUAGGUGUGUGUCUGGGGUUUGCUUCAUUUAGGUUCUGUGCUACUGUUCAAAGUUUAUUUAUUCUAUUGUUACUGUGUCUGUAACAUAUAGACGCUGUUGCUUAGUCCUGUGCUGUGACUAGAGCUUACGUAGCCCACUCUUCUUUCUGAGCUUUACACACACAGAUAAACACAAACACACUCCCCAAAGGAACAAAAACUUUUCCUUUUAUUCCUUAAAAACUACUUGGAUAAAAAUUACAAACACAGUCCUGGGUGGUCAGCCAGCACAGACCAUCGCUCUGUUUGAUACUUAGGAGGUUUGACUCAGGUGUAGCAAUGAUUGAAAUGUUAUCAGAUCCAAAAGCUUCAUGACGGUUUAUAUCAUAAUAGAGCACUAAGUUCAGGAAGCUGGAAUUGCAAACACUUGGAGUUGAAUAAACUGCUGUCUGAUGCUCUUAGUCCCAGGCUUUUGUGUCUGGGAAUGCAGAAGGGAUGGGGUGCUUCCAUCUAGGCAGCCUGCUGUAAGGCGGGGAGCACUUUGUCCCACGUAAGGGAAAGGGGCUGCUUUCAGAAGUGCUGAGUCACUUCUGAAUUAGGACACACUGUAGGGGUCUACAGAGAGAGAAGGAGAUAGUGGUAUUCUACACCGCUUUCCAUAAGUAGGACUUGGCAUUUCAGAGUGGAAUGCCAUGAAUCAAAAGGUGCUAUUUAUUUGUUACUGUGAUCUUAAAAAUGGAUGCAUGUUGAUACUCUUAAGAUGGAGGCUUGGUUAACCUUGCUCGGGCAGUUGACAAGUUGAUGGUCAUUUGGUGAUAAAUGUCUCCAUCUUUGUAACUAAAUAUGUGAGAGAAAAAGGCUUCACACAGCUGGCCGGUUCACGUUUGGUUGCUCAAAGUAACAGACCCAUCUCUGAAAUCAUUUCACUUGGGAAAAAAAAGUCAUUGCUUUUACAAAUAUUAAUUAUAUUUCUGCUUUAAAUUUUUAAAAAGAAUUAUCAAGUGUUUUUCAUUAGACUUAGUUGAAUGCAUUGGUUAGUUAGUGAUCAUAAGGGGCUGAGUAGUUAAAAGCUUGAACCACCCUUGCAGGGACCCCAGGGAAGUUCCUAGACCUAGGGCAGCAUGUAACCACUUACAACUCCAUCUCUAGGGCACUGACUGCAGCCUCUGGCUCUGUAGUGUUUUACUCACCUGCAUAUAACCCUACCGCCCACACACAUACUUAAGUUAAAAAUUCUAAAAGGACAUUGUAGACAGUAUCACCUGCUGAAGGGGAUCGGAGCUUUGCAUUCUGGAUCAGGUCACUCUUCCAGUAGGAUAUUUUAAAGCCUUUGUGAAAAGGCCUAGUCUUUUGUCUGAACUGCUUUAGGCUCAGUAAUCAGUUUAACCAGCUCCACUUCAUGUGAAAACCCACAGGCUUAGCCUUGCAGAUCUAUUAGUAAGAGUGUGUGUGCAGUGUAUUCGCUUACGUUUAUGUUUUCCGUGGAUACUCCCUUUUAUGGCUUCAUCUCACCAAAUGAUGUGGAAGUAGUAUUCUGUACUUGACACCUAGUACAUAAUCUUGUUAGAGGAAUUUCUGUUUUCACAGACAUCUGUGUUUGUCUUGUUAUAAACGAUGCAGUUUCCUUAUAGGGAAUAGUUUAGGAUAGGAUGUAUUUCUAGUGUGAUCGUAACUGACUUGACGUACUCAUCACCGUUUGUCUAGACAGGAGAGAAGGGACUCACGGCUUUCAUUUAUAAUUCCUAGAGAGUGAGCAUAUAUAGUUCAGUUCAAACUGUAUUCAGAUAAAAUUAUGUUUAUUACCUUAGAGCAAUUAGAAAGUCUUUAAAUGGUUAAGACAAGUAUAAUAUACAUAUUUUUUCAUAUAGGAAAUCAAUAUUGAAGAAAAAAAUGUCCUUGAUUUUGGUUCCAGAGUUAAAGAGACAGAUUGUUGAAGGACAGUUGUUUGUCCCUAAUCUCAAAUGAGAAUGUUACGUCUGAACUCUAGUUAGUACCUGGUCUGCGUCCUGCUGUGUUUCAGCGGGGAUUCGUGCUGUAUUGCAUAUCCAUAAAGCUCAUAGAUGUGCUGUAUGAUGUAAGCUGAAUAAAUUUGUACCGAGUGGAGUUUUCAGUAUAGAAGGAAGCAGAUAUUCUACAAAUGUACUGUAUAACUAACUGAAUCCUAGGCAGGAAGCUGUGUUGGAUAACAACUAUCCUGACCCCUCUUCUGGAAUGUCAUUUUCUGUAGGGAUGAGUGCAGACCUGCAGAUUUACCAUGCCCUGUCUGCAGUAGGGUGUGAUAAGUCUGCUCAGUGUUAUAGUCAGUUUUGAUGACUUGUCUUACUUUAAUCCCGAAAUUUCAUCCACUUAGAAACAUCUUCUGUUUGGUUUUAGCUCUCUAGAGGAUUUACUUACUUUUCUUUGGGUGUGUUUUAUGUAUUUGAAGUCAAUGGCAAUAAUGUUGUUUAGAAAUAUAUAAUAAAUUAGAUGCUGGUGACAAAAUUUUAAAAUAUCCAUGAUUCCAGCACUAAUUCCAUAAUGUUUGGAAGUUAUUUCUAAAAUAAGUAAAUUUUGUGAUAGUAGGUAAUCCAGUAAUCUGCUUAUAUUACUUAAGAUGAGGUAUUGAUUAGUGGCAAUUUCUUCAUAUCUUAGACACUGUCAAAGCAGAAAUAGGUAGGGUGUAUUUUUCUUUCAAAAAAAGUAAAUAUUAUAUGGAGUUUGCAUUCAGAAAUUUGAUCAGUUCAGUUUAUUUGAGCCCUGUAUUUACCACUGUCCUGCUCAAGAUGAGUAAGAAUGAAAAGAAUUACAGUAGUCGUCUUUACCAAUAGUGUUUUGCUGGUUGAUACACACACGCACAUCAUAGAGCUGUGAGCCUUUGCUAUUCUGCUUCAUGAGCACAGCUCACUUAGAAACUCUGGAGGGAGGCCUCUCCUCUGUACCAAGCAGACCUCAGCAUGUUACUGUGUGGUUACCUGUUUCUGUAAUCGUUAGGAGCUUUUAAGAGGAACAAGAAUAAAAUGGUAAACACUUAGGUUUGAUUACAAGACGAAUUGUUAAACAAAUUGUUGAUGUUUAAUUAGAAAGCAUAGCUCCCAUAACAAAUUCUUACAGUUAUUUGAAAGCAUUAUAUGUUUUACACUGCUUUAAAUGUAGAUCAGAGGUCAGCAAAUAGGUUGUAACUCACAAAUAACCACACCUUUUUCUUUUUAAUUACAUAGUCUCUUCAGGGGAAUAGAGCUCCCCCAAAUAAGUUUUGUAUUUACUGAAAACAUUUCAUUGGGAAAGCUUCAGGACUUCAGAGAGUAGAUAUGGUAUAGUAUCUUUUCAAGGGGUCUCAAAACCUGCCAUUUUAAACGUGGGUUUAUUGCAGCUAAUAGUCUUUAUAUUCUUUGGUAAGUCAAGUUCAAGAAUCUCUGGAAGUAUUCUGCCUUUCAUAUAUUUUGUUUCUGAAAUAAAGUGGAUGUUUAGCUCUUGUUAUCUUGUUUUUGAAAUUGAGUUAUACAACCAAGCCAAAGGUGGUAUAAAAUUUAAGUGUAUCAGUAAUGUAAUAUUUAUCUUACAUACAUUUGUAUUUCUUUGUCAGUAGAAAAAUGUAUUGGGUAAAAAUGUAUUUGUAGUGAUGAAUAGGAAAGCACUGUGUAGUAAAUUUGUGAUGAAAACGUUUAUUAGGUGAUGACAGUGUGCUACACUUUAACGUAUUCUUGUAAUGUAACUUUUUCUACUAGUCUAGAUUAAACUUUUUAUAGUUUUGUAUUGUUUUGAACUAUGAAGAUUUAUAAUUCUCCACCUUUGUUAAUUAUUGUUUGUUGUUCAGGAAGGGUCUCCUAAUCCAGGCUAACCUGGAAUUUACAAUGUAGCCAAGAAUGACCUUGAACUCCUGAUUCUUUGCCUCUACCUCUGGACUGCUAGGAUUACAGGCAUGCUGCACCAUGCCUAGUUUAUGCAGUGCUGGGGAUCAGACAUAGGACUUAAAGCCUGCUAGCCAAGUACUCCACCAGGCGGGCUGUAUCCUCAGCCCUGCUUGUUAUACUGUGACUGAAAAUGUUCCCUGAUUUACAUAAGUGAAGGUAAAUGUAAAACCAAAAGUUGUUUGUUCCAUGAUGAUGUCUCAGAUGACGUGAUCUAACAUACCCUGCCAUGGAACUGUUUACCUCAUGGAUUUGGGGAUUGUUUCUGAUAGUGGUAAUAGGUUUGGAAACAGUCUGUACUAUCUAGUUCUGUCUCACUGUUUCUCAGUUCUCUUGUGUUAACUGUACCACACACAUGGAGAAACUGAGGGGGGGUGUGUGUAUUUGUCUAAUAUUAGAAACUAAGAAGAAAGUGAUUGUCUAAUGUUACAAAGUAGCUAUAUGAGCUGGGUUUAUGAGUGGGCAGCCUGACAAGAAUCUGGGCUCUUAGCUGCCGCUGAUUGAAGGGAGUGGGAAAGGACAGUAAAUCUACCUUCAUUUUUGUAACAUUUUAGAAAAAAAGAAUUCCAUGGAAAAUAGACCUCCACUCCUCUUCUAGAUCAGACUGUUGAGGCACAUACAAACUAUCUCUUCCAGAGCAGAUGAUCUCUCCCACUGUGUCAACACUGCCUCACGUUGUGUGAACACAAAAUCUACAACAUGGCUGAAGUUGUCAGCCCCAUUUUCGAGGAAGCGAAGAUCUUUGAUAUCCGAUAGAGAUGUGGUUGCUUAAAACUUCAUUUCUCAAAAAAACUUUGGAAAUAAAUGGUUGUUCUAAGCUGAUCUGUGAUUUUUAAGUAAUUCUGAAAGAAUUUGAUCUUUAUUUUAAAUAUGUGAAUAUAUGUUUUGAACGUUUUUUAAGGUUUUACAUUUUGUUACAUUAAAAACUGCAGAUGUUUGACUCUAAAAUUGUGAUUCAUGUCAUUUAAACUCUUGAAUAAACCUAUUUAUAAGAAUAAAAGCUUU
Molecule: messenger RNA, 7454 nt
Organism: Grammomys surdaster
Lineage: Eukaryota; Metazoa; Chordata; Mammalia; Rodentia; Muridae
Product: putative Dol-P-Glc:Glc(2)Man(9)GlcNAc(2)-PP-Dol alpha-1,2-glucosyltransferase
Exons: 3
Coding region: 94-1518 (474 amino acids)
Biological process (GO): protein N-linked glycosylation; dolichol-linked oligosaccharide biosynthetic process
Cellular component (GO): endoplasmic reticulum
Molecular function (GO): dolichyl pyrophosphate Glc2Man9GlcNAc2 alpha-1,2-glucosyltransferase activity
Source: RefSeq, a predicted model, not a curated record